AUGGCCUCCCGUGUGUCCCAGGUAGACGCAGUCAAGCCUGUCGAGGUAGCUGUUGACUCUGGUGCUGCUAGGGGUGCUGAGCCUGGGGGUGCUGAGCCUGGGGGUGCUGAGUCUGGGGGUGCUGAGCCUGGGGGUGUGGAGCCUGGUGGUGCGGAGCCUGGGGGUCCUGAGCCUGGGGGUACGGAGACUGGGGGUGCUGAGCCUGGGGGUGCGGAGCCUGGGGGUGCUGGGUCUGCUCGUGUGGCCUCUGGGGGUGCUUGCCGUGCUGCUGGAGCUAGAGGUGCUACUGUUGCUGCUGACCCUGGGGUCGGCACUGGAGUUACUGGGGCCACUGGUCCUGGAGGUGCUCGUACUGGCGGUACUGGAGCUGCUGGGAAUGGGGGUGCUGCUGGGGCUGUUGGAGCUGGUGCUGCUGGAGGUACUGGAGGUACUAGAGCUACUGGGCCUGGAGAUGCUCCUGGUGCUGGAGCUGCUGGCGGUACUAGAGCUGGUGGUCCUGCUGGAGUUGGAGUUGCUCGAGCUGGAGCUGCUGGGGGUGCUGGCGCUGGAGGUGCUGCUGGCGCUGGUGCUUCUGAGGGUGCUGGAGUUAGCGCUCUUGGAGCUGGAGGUGCUGCUGGCGCUGGUGCUGCCGGUGGGGGUACUUGUGCUGUCCCUGCUAAUUCUGGAGGCGAUGCGCGGCCGCGGCCGUACUUCGUUCCGCUCCUUGAGCAGCCUGCGUCUCGUCCUGCGUCGCCUGUUCGUGCUGCUCGCACUAGUAGUCGUGCUCCGCGUCCGCGUCCUCCUGCUGUCCCAGGCACAUACCAGAUGGCAUUGUGUCCUUCCACUGCUCCUCUGCGUGUCCCGUUGCCGUCUCCUCCAGAGUCCUCUCUUCCUGUUCUUGCUGACCCGGAGUCUGACUCUCUUCGUGCUGCCAGUCCUACUGUCACGCAUCUCCUGGCUACUGUUAUCACUGACCCUUCCUUUGAGUCCACUGCUGCGUCUGCCUUAGUUGCUAAGCUUGUCAACUUUGCUGCUCGCUGUCGUCUAGACUACGCCGCUAGUCUUGUUGCUGAGUCUGAGUCUGUCUGUCCUCCGUCCAUUAGGGGUGAGUGUGCUCCUAGCAUGGACGUCCUUGAGGACAGGCGGGAGGAGUUCCAGUGUUUUGCUGCUGCUUUGUCUCAUCUCGUGUCCACGCUGAUUGCAUCAGACAUCCCGACUCCUCGAUCGUACGCGGAGGCGAUCGAGGGUCCCUACUCCUCACAAUGGCAGACAGCCAUGGACGCAGAGAUGGCUUCGUGGAAGUCCACAGGCACCUACGUCGACGAGGUUCCCCCACCUGGGCGAACAUCGUUAGUGGCAUGUGGAUUUUCAGGGUGA
Closterium sp. NIES-65 is the source of this 1356-nucleotide messenger RNA. NCBI's taxonomy places the organism in Eukaryota, Viridiplantae, Streptophyta, Zygnematophyceae, Desmidiales, Closteriaceae. The record is from the annotation of a GenBank genome assembly.